Messenger RNA from Drosophila bipectinata, 709 nucleotides. RefSeq names its product ATP synthase subunit C lysine N-methyltransferase. Lineage: Eukaryota; Metazoa; Arthropoda; Insecta; Diptera; Drosophilidae. Gene Ontology annotation, cellular component: mitochondrion. The record is from RefSeq and is a predicted model, not a curated record. Gene Ontology annotation, molecular function: protein-lysine N-methyltransferase activity. Gene Ontology annotation, biological process: regulation of mitochondrial ATP synthesis coupled proton transport; positive regulation of proton-transporting ATP synthase activity, rotational mechanism; peptidyl-lysine trimethylation.
CCACACUUUGCGAAGCAGUCGUUGCCUGUUUCAAUUGGAAUGGAUAUCCUGAAUGAAAAUGUUUCGAAAGCAUCCCCAAAAACGUCGAAACCUGGCAUGUCAAUCGGAGGAAAGGUCCUGAUUGCUGCUACAGGAGGUGUAGGCCUGGGACUGUCCAUUGUGUGUGCCUCAUUUGUCGCCCCCGCAUUCAGGCGGAUUUGUUUGCCUUACGUACCAGCUACUACCGAACAAAUUCAAAAUGUGCUCAGCUUCUUGCCAAGAAAUACAGGUGGCAAACUGCUGGAUAUAGGCUCCGGAGACGGUCGUAUCGUAGUAGCGGCAGCGCAACACAAUAAGGCUCUCAAGACCGACGGCGUGGAACUGAAUCCCUGGCUUGUGUACUAUUCUCGCCUGGCAGCACUGCGUAAUGGAGUCUCCAAGCAGGCGAGCUUUUUCCGGAGGGACCUCUGGAAAUUUAACAUCAAAGACUACAACUACGUAGUUAUCUUCGGGGUUGAACAAAUGAUGCAGGAUCUGGAGCAUAAGCUCAUUGCCGAAUGUCCACACGAUGCCCAGAUAAUCGCUUGCCGUUUUCCUCUGCCAAACAUGGAGCAUGUUAAGAUUAUCGAGGAUGGUGUCAACACCGUGUGGUUUUAUAAAAUGGAUAAAAUCAACGAAAACAGUUAGCAGACUUUGUUUAUUAAAUACGGUAGUUUUAUUGUUUUCACAC